Tilletiaria anomala UBC 951 is the source of this 3498-nucleotide messenger RNA. RefSeq lists its product as uncharacterized. Gene Ontology annotation, molecular function: phosphatidylinositol binding. The record is from RefSeq and is a predicted model, not a curated record. NCBI's taxonomy places the organism in Eukaryota, Fungi, Basidiomycota, Exobasidiomycetes, Georgefischeriales, Tilletiariaceae. The transcript is spliced from 3 exons. Gene Ontology annotation, cellular component: intracellular membrane-bounded organelle. Bases 1 to 3498 code for a protein of 1165 amino acids.
AUGGCAGAUUGCGCCGCUCGGCCCUUGCAUGCCACAUCAUCGGAGGUCUCAGCAGCCGGAGACGAGCUCAUUAGAUUGAUAUUGCGCGACUUUGUGCGCAAAUGGCACGAUCCUUUGGCCAAUGGGGAGGGAGAGGCCAGAACCCUCGCUCACUCGCCUGGCCCUCAAAAUGCAGCAGGCGAAACACCUGGGUUGAGCUUCCCUCGUGCCGUCGAAAUUACCAUUAGACACACUAUUGCCCUGCUGAUCGCCAAGGCUCAGUCCAUGGAUGUGCCACAUCUCGCAAUGGCGCGCAUUUUACCAUUGGUCACAGCCCAUGUCGAAGAGUACCGCAAAGCAGAGCUCUCACUUCUUGGAGACUCUUGGGCAGCUCGACGUUCAGGUCCGAGCGUUAGUGCUAGUGUUGCUGAUCUUGACGUCCAAGACGACCUCUUCGUCGCUGGAAAGUACCUCCAUGGCCGCCUCCAUUCGGCUGUUGGCAGCCUGUCAAAUCCCAGUUCGAAGGCAACUGAGCAGAAUCAUCUUCGCCACAUGGUGGAACGAGCUCUGCGAGCGCUCCUUCCACAAAAGGAGCGAGACAGCAGGGCGGUUCUGGUGACCGUCCGGGAACUUGUCGCUUGCACCGUCAUGCAGCCCAUUGUGGACUUGAUCAGCGAUCCGGACUUUUUCAACCAACUACUGAUCCAGAAGGCUGGUGCAGCGCUGGAAGAACACAGGAUGGUUCAGAGAUUGCGCGAGGCGAUCGACAAGCAGGCACAAUCUCCGAAUGUGCAGGUGAAAGACGCAUCCUCAGCUCCAAUGAAGGCUCCCAAAGUUUCGAAAGUGGACAAUUUGGACGCUUUUGAUGCUCUCGCUCGGAGCAUCGCAAAGUCAAACUCUAUCAUGGAUGUGCGCAGGCUGAGGAAUGAUAUCAAUAUGCAAAUUCGUAAGGCAAAGCUUGCUAUGGACGAGCAACCUCAGUCAAUCCGAGCAAGGUCCCAGCUGGAAAAGCUGAAACAAGCGCUCUCGGCAGCGGAUCAGAAAGUCGUAGCCCUUGGAGGGCAGCGCGCUGAUGCGAGUAGGAGUGCGGGCGCAGUAAGUGAUGUCACACUUCUGCAGAUUCUGAACAAUCCCUCGUCUAUGGGUUACUUCAUGGAAUUCAUGGACCGCCAACGCAAGUCGCCUGUGAUUCAAUUUUGGCUUGCUGUGGAAAGUUUCAAAGACCCGCUCGAAGCCAUCGACAUGGACGGCGAUGGUAGCAGUGCUACCGACCAAGCUUCUGGAGAACCUUCCUCAGCAAUCAUCAAGACAUUGGAGGAUGAUAUCCGAUUUUUUGUCGACGCGUACUAUUCGUCACCGUUGGUGCAGAUCGGAGUUCGGGAGCGUCUUGCUGCAGAGGCGUUUCUAUCGAAAGGUAGCUCUGGCUCCAUUUCUAGCACGGAUCUUAGACGUGCGAGGCAGAGCGUAUUACGCGCCCAGACACAGGUGCUCGAAUCGAUGCUUGAUGACGAUUGGCCAGCUUUCAAGGCCAGUGCGCUAUAUCACCGCGCAGCGGAAGAUUUUCGGAGCUCGAUACCAAGCCAAGUUCCAUCAGAAGAUCCAGCGAGAGCAAUAGGUACCGAACUCAGACCAGUUCCAACCGACAUUCAGCGAUUUGGUACAAGAACUACAACCAACAUUUCCGCUUCGGCCAAAGUUAAACUGUUCGGAGAAGAAUCUGCCAGCGAACGUGACGGCGUCUUUGGUGAUCGCGCAUCUGUCAGAGGGACAAGGAAUACAAAUCUCGACUUCCUCACAACUACACAGUGUCGCGAUCGCGAUGGCCGCUCACCAUUGUUCUCGGAGCCGCUCUUUGAUGAAGAAGUCGAGGAUAUUGGAAUUGCCUCUCCCCAGUCCGGCAGUGACAGCGAUUACGUCCAGGUUGAGCGCAUGGAUGCCAUUCAGCACGCUCUCACUUCGAUUAUUGGAGCAGACGAUGAUCGGAGACACGGCACCGUUCGUGAGGAUGUGCAACUGCCCGAGGCGGAGAGGCUGGAUGAGUUCGGACGACCGCGGGCUUUGAUCGUUGAAGAUGCUGCAGCCCAAAAAGCAGCAACGAAGGCGGCGUCAUCUCAGAAUCCGAUUGGAUCGGGUCAGCAGACACCGACGGCAGAUGGCGCACCAACGGAAAAUGCGUUAGCAGUAGUGCCUGUGGAGAUGCUGAGCGCGAAGCUGAAGCAGCUGGAAUCUCAGGCGACAGUCAUCACAGCGUUAGUACAGAAAGCUGAGCUCACGGGAGCUCCUGCGAAAGAGCGCCGGGUACUACUCAAGAGUCUUGAGACUGUGAAACUGGAGACUGCAGAGAUCACCUGGCAAAGGAGGCAAGCGGAGCUUGUGCAAGGCAAAGGUCGCAUUGUGCCAGGUCGUACGCAGGUCAAGAUCAACGCUCACACUAUCGCAAAGGAUUCCGACGGAAAGGAGCACGCAUUGUACUUGAUUGAAGUUGGCAUACUUGCAGAGGCUGAGGAGCGAUUACUCUCGGGCUGGAUCGUGCCCAGACGCUACUCCGAGUUCUGGUCCUUGCAUCAAGAGCUCAAGGACAAAGUCGAUAGAGUAAGAGCACUCGAAACCGAUCUUCCAGGUCGACGCUUGGUCAGCAUCACACAUGCUGCCUUUGUCGAAACGCGACGCGUAGGACUCGAGCGCUACCUUCAAAAGUUGAUCCAGGUCCCGGCCGCUGCUGAAAGUGACGAGCUGCGAGCCUUUCUAGCGCCUCAAGCCCGCAAAGAUACCCGUACUGAAAAAAGCAACUCCGCACUCCCUGGGAACAGCAUACUUCAGACAUUGUUUAAAGGUGUUGGCGGAGUUGCGGAGGGCCUAGACGAUCUUAUCUACCUUCCCUCUAUGCUUGAUAUUGUCACUCAACAACUAUCUUCUCAAUCACCCAUUAGCAUAUGGCCAGCGGCGGUCACCCCUCGAUCUCUUCCUAGCGCAUCAGCCUUACCGUCAGCCUUAGUCGACAAAGCGCAAACCAAGAGUGGAGCAAGCACUGCUCAGCUACAAGAAGCUUCGUCUACUGCAAGCCCGCUUUGUGACCUGCUCAUUGAGAUAUUUGAACUCAAGGUUGGCAACAAUUGGCUCCGGCGCCAGGCCAUCGUCGUGUUGCUGCAGCAAUUGCUGGCGGGUACAAUUGACGGGAAAGUGAGGGAGGCUGUCGCCGAAGCAACGUCGCCCCCAGCUCUUCUCCGCCAUCUGCAGAGCUUUAAAGAUGGCCUUUGGCCAAAGGGUGAGCUCAAGGAGCCAGGUGUACCACGAACCCCAGCGCAGAAGGCGAGUGCAAGAGACAGUGCCAACCAGAAGGUCUCGACACUCAUUCCCAAUCUGGCUGCAAAUUUUAUCGGUCGACAGAAUGCAAGAAAGGGUGUCCGCACCGUCUUCUCGAUGGUGCAGAAUCAGCGCCUCAAUAAACAUCUCAUCUACACCAUCUUAGAUUUGAUCUUCGACGAGCUCUUUCCCAAUAACGCAUACGAGACUUGCUGA